GGGGUACCCCAUUUUGCCCCCUCCUCUUUGAACCAUUGAAAUGCCUGAUGAAAUAAAAAAUAAUCCAGCAUAUGUUUGAAUUUAACAAAUUUAUAAUUUUAGUGUCUUUGUUUCCUUUACUUAAAAGUUAUCGCUCGGAAUGCAACAGAUACUUGGCCAUACGGGAGAAAGUUAAACGUGUAAUGAACGUGAUGCCGAAACAUGAGUGAACACACAUUAUUAUUGCGUUCACCUAUCAAUCGUCCUUCGCCUGUGCAACUGGCAAAUACUUAUUCUCACUUUCCUCGACAUUUAUAUCCCUGAGUUUUGACAAGUACUCAUUUUACAUAAGUCGUCAAUUCGAAGGCUUGAAAAAGUUCCAACAAAUAAAUUUAAUCCACUUGACAUUAGAAAAUAAAAUAACUAUAAUCAGUUGAAAUAAAAUUCACCUAAAUUUAGUCAAAAGUAUGAGAUUAUUUCCGUGCCUGUAAUAUUAUAACUACAAGCGAGUAACUUCCGGUCUUGCGUUAAGUGGCCUAUUUUCAUUAUCUCAACAGUAUUCUAAGCUUGAAUUAUGGAAUAGCGUUUUUACCAGCAUAAGUGCUAGUAUAUGAUAAUAAAAGUGAGUGAAUAAUGUAAUGUGAUAUAAAAAAUAUAUAAGUGGUUCAUAAAAUGGGGAAAAAUAAAAAAAAAUUUAUUAUUUAUAAAACAAUUUACAAUAAAAGGAAGAUAACGAUGAAUUAUUACAUGCUAAAAAUAACAAUAAUUUAAAAAAGUUACGAGAAGAUUACGAGGAAUAUUGCAAGAUAUGGAUGUAGAAUUAGUUACCAGAACAUCACUUAGCUCCCUCAACAAAAUAGACGAUGGAAGAAUUGUAUCACCAAAUAGUCUUGAUGAAUGGACAUGGUCUAGUCUCAGGAAGCAGUUUCAGUACAAAAACCUUGAGAAAUUAUACUCAAUUUAUCAAAGAAGAUUACAAAAUGGUUAUUUGUCACUUUUCGGGUUGGUCCAACUGGUACUUGGAAUUGCACAUUGCACUUUUUUAAUAAUGAUGGUGGGGCUGAAGGAGUCCUUGCCUGACAUAAUGACGUGGAGUGUAAUGGGAGCCUUUUUAUGUCCAGUGAUAGCAUUGUCCUUUAGAUCAAAACUUAUCACCCGAGAAACUUAUCUUCCUGUUGUAUUGUCUUGUGUUAUCAUCGUGGUUCUUAUUCUCGCUGACUUGGCAAUACCUUUCUGGUACACAUUCACUUACAGUGAGGCAAUUCCAGCAAUAAGACCCGCAUAUUCUACACACGUGCUAUUGGCCUGCUAUGUAUUUCUACCACUGACAGAAAAUCUUCAUGCCUUCAUUCUUGGAGUUACAGCGACCUUGUGCUAUCUAACAAGCCUGUCGUUAAUAACAUAUCGAAAUGAACGAGAUUAUACUGGAAAAAUUAUUACUGACACUAUUUAUUACGCAUGUGUUAAUGGUCUUGGACUUUACUUUAGAUUUAUGAACGAAAUCGUCAUUAGAAAAUCAUUUUUAGAUCGAAGAAAAUGCGUUGAAUCUACAUUGAGAUUAAACUAUGAAAAAGAUCAAGAAGAACAACUUACCAGAAGUAUUCUACCCCAACAUUUUGCAGCGAAAAUCAAGAAAGAUUUUCGAGACAUUUUUAAAUUUAUUGAAGAACAUAAGAAACCGCCGCCUAAAGGUCAUCGACGCAAUGAUUUAUAUGUAGAAACACACAACAACGUUAGUAUUUUAUAUGCUGACGUUGUGAAUUUUUCGGGUUUAACAGUAACUUUACCCGUUAAAAAGCUCGUUGAAACUCUUAACGAUCUUUUCGGCAGUUUCGACGAAGCCUCGGAACGUCAUAAUGUGUUGAGAAUUAAAUUUCUUGGUGACUGUUAUUAUUGUGUAAGUGGAGUUCCCACACCGAAUGCUCAUCAUGCGAAAAGUUGUGUUGAUCUUGGUCUAGAUAUGAUUAAAAUAAUAAAAGAUGUCCGUGGGAGAGUACGAAGAGAGAGUGGAGUUGAUAUUAAUAUGAGAAUAGGUGUUCACUCUGGAAAAAUAAUAUCAGGAAUUUUAGGAGCUAACAAAUGGCAGUAUGAUGUGUGGUCUAAAGACGUCGUGAUAGCCAAUAAAAUGGAACAAACAGGACAACCAGGAAAAGUACAUGUCACUCAACAGACAUUGAAUCUUCUUGAUGCUACGCAGUAUCACUGUGUUCCUGUUGAAAAUCUUACUGACGAAACUCUUAAAAAAUACGAUAUUAAAAGUUAUUUGAUCACCCCGAUUAUAACGGAAUCAACAACUCAACAGCGAGGCUUGUUGCAGAACAGCGAAAAAAUCUUUGCACUUCCAACGCCAAGUACACCACCGCCGCAGAAUAAACACUAUGUCCGGUGGUACAGUGGAAGGCCAAGUACAAAUGUCGGAGCAUCGCGAAGUUCAAGAAAAUUAACUUCGACUCUGAACAACCAUGCUGAUGUAUUUGCUGGAACAUUUAGACGGCGAACGCACUUUAUGGAUUCGUGUUUGAAAGAUUAUCAUCUAAUGUUGAAAGCUGCAGAUGCAGAAAUGGAAAAUGCAAUAAAACAGAUGCCUCUCAAUAAGUGGGAGCAAUGGUCCAAGUGGGAGUCAAUAAAUCCAAUCUUUCUGACAUUCUCACAUCUUAAUUGGGAAAUUCCAUUUCUUCGUGAACCUGAUCCAUUAUUUAAAUUUUUUGUCGGAUGCGCAGUAAUUGUACUGCUACUUAUGGGAUUUAUGCUUUUGGUACCCGCAAUAAAGUUAUCUGAGUGGCAUCAAAAUACAACUCUUGGAUAUAUUCUCGUUAUGCUAUUUCUUAUCGCUCUUCUACCGUUUACGUGGACUCAUUUCAUAUGGAAUCGAUAUCAAGAUCCUCAUGAUGAGCAUGAUGGUCAUAUUCCUCAACCUAGAAAUAAACUGAUCCAUUUUAUGUAUCAAUCAAGUAUUAAAGUUGUUUGGAGUGCUGUUCUUAGAACUGUUCUGUACCUUGUUAUUACAAUAAUGCUUGCAAUUUGUGCCAUGUUUGAUAUGCUGUUUGAAUGUAAAAAUGAUGAUCAAUCUGCAGAAAAUAAUACAACAUCUAGUAUUACUGUAAAUUACACUGCUGAAUCUGAAUGCAAUUCUUCACCCUGGCACUUGUCCGAAACCUGUUCAUUGGCAAUUCUUACCAGUUUUCUUUUUCUACGAGUCCAUUUUUUCCUAAAACUUAUCAUUGGGUUUGGAAUUGUUGGUUUUUACACUUGGAAUAUAACAGAGUAUCGCUCAAGCAUUUUCCAAACUGGUGAAACUUGGCAUCCAUAUUUAGAACCCAGAUACGCACAUAUUCUUAAUGUCGCAUUUCUUACUUUUUCUCUCCAUUUAAUAGAUCGUCAGGCUGAAUAUUUAAGUCGUUUAGACUACCAAUGGAAACGUCAAUUAACUCAAGAACAAGACGAAGCUUUUCAUACGAGAAAUGCUAAUAAAUUAUUACUUCGUAAUAUUUUACCGGAACAUGUUGCAGAUUUUUAUUUAAACAUGAACAGAUCUGAUGAAAAUGAAUUGUAUCACGAGUCGCACGAUUUAGUCGCCGUUAUGUUUGCGUCCUUGACAAAUUUAUCAAUUGACGAGAGUAAUAUUCUGAUAGAUCUCAAUGAAAUAAUAUGUGAAUUUGAUAAAUUGUUAUUUGAGCCUAGGUUCAUAUGUCGCAUAGAGAAAAUAAAAAUAGCCGGCACGACGUACAUGGCAGCAUGUGGUUUAGAAGCCCAAAGACGUGAUUCAAUGGAAAGUAAUAAUGAAUAUGGUGACACUUAUGUAGUAAAAGUAAUGGCGGAAUUCGCUGUGAGAAUGUUAGAAAUUUUAGAUCGACUUAAUUCUAAUACGUUCUCUAAAAGUACAAAACCUUAUAAAUUACGUAUUGGAAUAUCACACGGAGAAGUUACUGCUGGUGUAGUCGGAGCACAAAAACCACUGUAUGAUAUUUGGGGCGAUGCUGUUAACAUGGCGUCGCGAAUGGACACUACAGGUGUUCCUGGUAAAAUUCAAGUCACCAUGGAAACAAAAAAUGUUCUUGAACAAAAUGGAAUAAAAUGUUAUUUGCGCGGUGAAACCUGGGUUAAACCCAAAGGACUUGUCACAACAUAUUUUGUUGGUGUUGAUAAAAAUAGGCGACUCAUAAAUACAGAUAUUCUCGAGGAAACGAAUCUCUGAUCUUUGAUAAAUAAAUUAUUAUAUUUUUUAAAUUUUUUAUAACUUUAAUAAUAAUGGGACUAACAGAAAAAGAUAAAUAUUAAUAAUGUUCAGUUAACCAAAGAAUAGAAAAUUAUAUUUAUUUAUAUAUUUUUUAGAGCAUACAAACUUCGAGAGAUUUCAUAAGUGUAUAGUAUGAUAAUUUAGUUAAAACUUUUAAGUUAGACUUGACAAUUACUGUAAAAUUAUUAUUUAAGUAAACUAAUAUAGUUACGCUAAUUUAUUAAUCGUAAAUAUUUUUUCUUAUAAAUUUUUACAAGACAUAUCAAUCAAUAUCCGAUAAGUCAUUAACAUAAUUAUCCAAUUAAAACAAUUAUUAUCCCUGAUUAAAAACUACGAUUUUUCAAUCAGAUUCAUUCAAAAAAUAAUAAGUUUUUUUUUCACCGAUUGAUCUUCCAAUGUCUGAUAAAAUUUGAUAAAAAAGUAAAAGAUGUAUUAUUUAAAUCCAACACAAUUGUCACUAAAUGCUUGCAUGCUUAUUUAUAGACAAAACAAAUAAUACAGUUAAUUUUCAAACUGAAUUGGAAUAGUGGAAUCCAUUAUUACUUUUCUUUACACUAAAAUUAUCGGUUGUAUAUAAUAUAUUAUGUAUGUAUUAUAAACUAUAAUGUAUAAUAGUUAAAAAUAAUGUUUUAAGUGUUUUGAUAUUUUAUUUGUAAAUAUUUAUGUAUAUUUUCGAUAUCUUUAAAAAUAAAUAAAAGUUAAAUUUAUU
This is a messenger RNA of Microplitis demolitor, 4925 nucleotides long. RefSeq names its product adenylate cyclase type 2 (gene ACXD). The coding region runs from base 788 to 4174 and encodes 1128 amino acids. The record is from RefSeq and is a predicted model, not a curated record. NCBI's taxonomy places the organism in Eukaryota, Metazoa, Arthropoda, Insecta, Hymenoptera, Braconidae. Gene Ontology annotation, molecular function: adenylate cyclase activity. The transcript is spliced from 14 exons. Gene Ontology annotation, biological process: intracellular signal transduction; adenylate cyclase-activating G protein-coupled receptor signaling pathway; cAMP biosynthetic process.